Monosiga brevicollis MX1 is the source of this 252-nucleotide messenger RNA. RefSeq lists its product as uncharacterized. The record is from RefSeq and is a predicted model, not a curated record. The transcript is spliced from 3 exons. Lineage: Eukaryota; Choanoflagellata; Craspedida; Salpingoecidae. Gene Ontology annotation, cellular component: U4/U6 x U5 tri-snRNP complex; Lsm1-7-Pat1 complex; U6 snRNP. Gene Ontology annotation, molecular function: RNA binding. Gene Ontology annotation, biological process: mRNA splicing, via spliceosome. Bases 1 to 252 code for a protein of 83 amino acids.
AUGGCGGCAGCGCUACAGCCUUUGGAGUUGGUGGAUAAAUGCAUUGGUUCCCGGAUUCAUGUCAUCAUGAAAAACGACAAGGAGCUGGUCGGAACUCUCCUCGGCUUUGACGAUUUCGUCAACAUGGUGCUUGAAGAUGUGAAAGAGUAUGUAAUUACCCCCAACGGGCGUGAGGUGCACCGACAGAAGAAGAUUCUGCUCAACGGCAGCAACAUUGCCAUUCUUGUGCCAGGUAGCGAUGGUCCUGAAUGA